Messenger RNA from Amaranthus tricolor (Joseph's coat), 1279 nucleotides. Its product is annotated as chlorophyll a-b binding protein, chloroplastic. Gene Ontology annotation, biological process: response to light stimulus; photosynthesis, light harvesting in photosystem I. Gene Ontology annotation, cellular component: membrane. The record is from RefSeq and is a predicted model, not a curated record. The transcript has 5 exons. The coding region runs from base 248 to 1060 and encodes 270 amino acids. Lineage: Eukaryota; Viridiplantae; Streptophyta; Magnoliopsida; Caryophyllales; Amaranthaceae.
ACAGAGAUAUUAGUACAAAACUCAAAAGGAACAGAGAGCCACAAGUUAUGAUUAAUACAAGCAAGAAAUAAGGUACAAGAUUCUAUAUGCCACAUGGCAAUCCAUUAACCAAUUGGAUAUCAAACUUAUCUAUCCUUUAAGAUAAGCCCAGAUCCUUUUCCUUUCAAUAAACACUUCUUCCAACCAUCAAAUUAUAACCAAUUUCUCUCCAAACAUUACACAUUGCAUUGCAUUCAUACCAAACAAUAUGGCUUCUGUGUGUGCUUCUUCUGCCACAACAGCUAUUUGUGCUUCUUCUGCCAGUUCACAGAAGAAAGGAAAUGUGUUGGGGGCAGGAAGAGCAUCAUUCCUAGGAGGAAAAAAGUUAAGAGACACAAAAUACAGGGCCCCAGUUACUUCAAAAUCAUUAUCUGUCUCAGCAGCAGCAGCUGAGCCUGACAGACCUAUUUGGUUCCCUGGCAGCACUCCUCCUCCAUGGCUUGAUGGAAGCCUUCCUGGAGACUUUGGAUUUGAUCCUCUUGGAUUUGGUUCUGACCCAGAGACAUUAAAAUGGAUGGUACAAUCAGAAUUAGUCCACUGUAGGUGGGCAAUGUUGGGAGCUGCAGGUAUUUUCAUCCCAGAAUUUCUAACCAAAAUUGGAAUCCUAAACACCCCAUCUUGGUACACUGCUGGAGAGCUUGAGUACUUCACUGACACUACCACCCUAUUUGUCAUUGAAAUGAUUUUGAUUGGUUGGGCUGAGGGCCGAAGAUGGGCUGAUAUCAUCAAGCCCGGUUGUGUAAAUACCGACCCAAUCUUCCCCAAUAACAAGCUCACCGGAACUGAUGUGGGUUACCCUGGUGGGCUCUGGUUUGACCCGUUGGGCUGGGGUUCGGGCUCACCCGAAAAGGUUAAGGAGUUAAGGACUAAGGAGAUCAAGAAUGGAAGGUUGGCUAUGUUGGCUGUUUUUGGUGCUUGGUUCCAACACAUUUACACUGGAACUGGCCCUAUUGAUAACCUCUUUGCCCACCUUGCUGAUCCUGGCCAUGCCACAAUUUUUUCUGCAUUUACUCCCAAGUGAUGUGAGCAAGGGUGAAAGAUAUAGGUGGUGGUUGUUCUAGUUCUAGGUGGAACAUGAAGCUUAAUUACAUACAUUAUCUUUGUGGGAAUGUACAACCAAUUUGCUGAUGAUCUUGAUUGAGUUUUUAGUUGUUGCACCUACAUAUUGUUGGAGCUUUGUACAAAUACCUCUUGAAUCUAGUACAUAAUUAUGAAUUAUAUCAUCUAAUCUUAGAUUUAA